Megalops cyprinoides (Indo-Pacific tarpon) is the source of this 3207-nucleotide messenger RNA. It is a transcript of the gene pik3ap1, whose product is annotated as phosphoinositide-3-kinase adaptor protein 1. The coding region runs from base 69 to 2687 and encodes 872 amino acids. NCBI's taxonomy places the organism in Eukaryota, Metazoa, Chordata, Actinopteri, Elopiformes, Megalopidae. Gene Ontology annotation, cellular component: cytosol. The transcript has 17 exons. The record is from RefSeq and is a predicted model, not a curated record. Gene Ontology annotation, molecular function: signaling receptor binding; phosphatidylinositol 3-kinase regulatory subunit binding.
CCAGUUUGUCUUUCUCUGCAUUUUGCCCUUUAACUGUAUGCAGGCUGGUGCCUGUCUGCCUCUCCAUCAUGACAGAAUCAGUUGCCUCUGCAUGCCGCGUCCAGUGUGAGGUGUUGAUAGUUCACCUGACUGAGGCUGAGGAGUGGGCAAAAUACCUGCAGAAUGUUCUGAAAUCCUCCCGGAGGUUCCCCAAGAAGUCCAUCGUCCUGCACGUACUGGAUCCCAGCUCGGCCCUGCUGUGGCAGGAGUCUGCAGCUUUUACUGGCAGCAAGUGCAUUGUGCUUAUGCUGUCCAUGGGGUUCCUGCACUUGCAGGAUGACUCUGAGGUGUGGAAGACUUUCCAGAGGGCCUUCCAUCCUCCUAAUAAAAUGGUACUGCUCUUCUGUGGAGUAUCAGACUGUGACAUACCAGAGGAGUUCUUCGAAAGUUGGCACAUGUGGAGAAAACUCUAUGCCGAUGACGACCCAGCCAUGUACAUCUCCACAGUUCAAGACGUCAUCUCUGAAUAUGAACGUUUUUCCUGUACUCCAUGUGAAGCUGGGGGCAAUGAGGGUGAUGUUGGCGCCCUCACAGAGAAAGGCCUUGAUGUCACCCCAGAGGUGCCGACAGGGGAGCCCCUUCCUCCGGAAUUACCCUCGGAAACAGAGCUACAGCAACAGGAUUGCGCAGUCGUGCAGCAGGAUUGCGCAAUCGUGCAGCAGGACUGCACAGUUGUGCAGCAGGAUUGCACAGUUGUGGAAGAAAACCCAGCCGUUUCUGCUGGCUCCAUUCAUGAGACGGGCCUUACCAUUCAACCCAGCAGGAUACAGUGUGGGUCACAGGUGACCAUUUAUAUCAUACUGAAAUGUAAGCUGGACAACAAGGGGAAAGCUGAAGUGGAGUUUUCCUGUAAGGACUGCGCCCCGAAACGAGAAGCAGGGACUUUUGAGAAUGACUACACCAUCAGUGUGAAGUCACCGGAUAUGCCAUCAGGCUCCGUGUUAGCGUCUGUGUAUUUAAAUGACUCCGUGAUCUGCUCAAUGCCUGUAACGUACUAUACUGGAAUGGCUGAAGUCAGUCGCUACCUCGAAAAUAUAGCCAAUCCCUUGGAAUUCAUGUGUCAGGCUUUUAAUAUCACAUCCAAGAGUACAGAGGCUCUGGACAGUCUACUGACCAACUCACUCAAAAGCAGAAUACCUGCAAGUGGUCUUCACCUCUUUGGAGUAAGCCAGGUUGAAGAAGAAAACAUGUCAAGCUAUCAACGAAAUGAAGAGCUGCCAACGUUGCUUCACUUUGCUGCUAAGUACGGGUUAAAGAAGCUGGCGACGGUCCUCCUGCAGUGUCCUGGUGCCCUGCAGGCCUACAGUGUGGUGAAUAAGUAUGGAGACUACCCAAACAAUGUUGCAGAGAAGAACGGCUUUUCAGACCUCAGACAGUUCAUGGAUGAGUAUGUCGAGACUGCAGACAUGCUGAAAUCUCACAUAAAGGAGAGCAUCACACAGGAGGGGGAUGAGGAUGUGUAUGAGAGCAUGUCCACAGCAUCGCGGGACAUCCUGCUGAAGUACUCCAUGAACCCAGGCUGUAAGGAGGACAUCUACGAGUCCAUGAUGGAGCUGGACCCCGAGUGCAUAGAGGACCUCUAUGAAGACAUGGAGAAAGCUCAGCAGCAGUCCCUUAACCCUGAGGAAGCCAUGCUGCGCAAGUUUUUCCUAGGGAAAACAGACAGGUGCUCGGACCCAGAGGAAGAGGAGGAGGAGAGGAGAGAAGAGGAGAACGUGGAGAACUGGGAGGAAGAGGAAGACCCAUACAACCUGUGUAAUCCUGAUGAAAUCUAUGACACGGUGGACGAACAUGCCAGCUAUGUCCCAGAAAUCAUAAAUCGCCCCCCAGCGCCGAUUCCCAGACCCUCCAUCACUGCCGAGCCAGAGGAGCAGAAGACAUACAUUUCCAGAGUGUUUUCUAAUAAUCAACCAUUGGGGAAAGAGACAACACCGAUGUCAGGAGGACCAGCACCUCCAACACUUGUCAGAAACAGGCUCUCGACAUCCACUUAUGACCCGUACGCGGGGAUGAGGACGCCAGGGCAGAGGCAGCUCAUCUCACUCCAGGAGAGGGUGAAAGUGGGCGCCAUUAACGUGGACGAGGCGGUCCAGGAGUUCAAGGCAUGGCAACUGGAUCAGGAGAGGAGGUCCCAGUCCUUACGCUUCCAGCAGGAGAAUCUGAAGAGGCUAAGAGAUAGUAUUACUAGGCGACACAAAGAACAAGGGAAAACAGAGCUAGAGAUCACAGCCCCCCUACAACACAGACCCUCUCGGGGGGAGCUGAGCCUGGAGUGUGCUGUGUAUGAGCCCACACCCCGCCAGGUGACCCAGCCAACCCUCUCAGCCCCACCCAGUCGCACCAUUCAGAGAGGCAGCUGGCAGACAGGGAGCACCUCCAGCACAUCCAGUAGUGGGAGUAACAGGCUGAGCACUCUAAGCUACAGCAGCGGAGCGGAGUGCGACUUUGAGGAGACCGUUGAUUUAAACCCCCCUCCUCGUCCACCACGGCAUGUGGAGCCACCUCCCCGCGUUCCGCCACGCCUACCUGAACGGAUUCCAGAGAACCCAAUGCGGGACCGUUACACACCCUGCCCAUCCCGCGCCCUGCCCCAGAGACCUCCCCAGAGGGCGUUGUCUCCCCCACCUAUCCCCAGGCGAACCCGUUAACGCAAGGGGCAUUCACAUUGUUCUACAGUCAACUCACAAGUACCUUUCUUUAAUCCCACAGACACCAAAUGCUCUCCAAGAGUAUGUUUAGACCUUUUCUCACAUCUAACUGACCCUGGCACACUGACAGUUUAACUUAGGGCCAGUUAUGUGAGAGUGAAUCAUUUACUUUUACGGAGAGCAGUGUAGGACUGUUAACAUAGCACUGUACUCAGAACCAGAGGGUUGUGUGUUUAGAUCUCAAGCGAGAUGCUGCUGCUGCUCAGCACCACAGCACUUCACCUAAAGAGCAGCAGUAAAUAAUCAUCAGUGUUCAUGGACACUGCAUGCAAGUGAUAUAGAUGUAUGUGAAUUUAUGUAGAUGAGGGUGUCUCCAAGACAGGGCUGGGUAUUGCUUCAUGAUCAGUUACAAUUAGAUGCAUAUCACGAUGCACAUAAUGAAACAGCAUUUCAUUCAUUCAUAAAAUCAUAAGCCAACAUUAAUGCAGUCAUCUGCUGCAGAAAUAUCAACUGCCCUCUG